AUGACAGAGCCAAGUAAAAAGAAGAGGCUGAGUCAUGCACAGAGGAGUGCAGAAUCCCUUGCUGGUGGUUCUGGGACUGCUGAGAACCAGUCGACAGGAGACAAACACUUUGUGGAAGGAGCCAUAGUCCGCAUCUCUAUGACAAACUUCCUAACAUAUGACAACUGUGUGGUUUAUCCUGGACCAAACCUGAACAUGAUUGUUGGAGCCAAUGGAACUGGAAAAUCUAGCAUUGUGUGCGCUAUUUGCUUGGGUUUGGCUGGAAAGACUGCUGUGCUGGGCAGAGGAGACAAGAUAGGACUGUACGUCAAGCGAGGCUGCUCCAGAGGAUCUGUUGAGAUUGAACUGUUCAAAAGUAGUGGGAAUAUUGUAAUUAAUAGAGAGAUUAAUGGCGAAAACAAUCAGUCUGCAUGGAUGCUUAAUGGAAAACACUGCAAUCAAAAAGCUGUGGAAGAGGAAGUCAAGAAUCUACGCAUACAAGUCAGCAACCUUUGUCAGUUUCUACCACAGGAAAAAGUUGGUGAGUUUGCUAAAAUGUCCAAAAUUGAGCUGCUCGAGGCAACAGAGAAAUCAGUGGGUCCACCAGAGAUGUACAAGUACCACUGUGAGCUGAAAAACUUCAGAAACAAAGAAAAGGAGCUGGAGAAUGGUGUCAAAGAAAAGUCCAACUUUCUCGAAAAGGCCAAGGUGAGAAAUGAGAGGAACAAACAUGAUGUGAAUCGUUACUAUGAGAUGAAGAGGCACCUUGACGUGAUUGAGCUGCUGGAGAAAAAGAAACCAUGGGUGGUAUAUGAGACUGGCCGAGCAGAUCUGGAAGAUGUGAAGAAAGAACGAGAAGAGGCCAAGAAGCAGCUGAAUGCCCUGAAACAAGCACAGGCUCCAAUGAGGAAAAGGAUUCAACAGAUCGAAGAUAAACUGAACCCAAUAGAGGCACAGAUUAAGAAUAAAUCUCUUGCUGUCAAAGAAGCCUCCACGAAAUCCAAACAAAAGCAAGAUCAGCUGGAUAAAAAAAUCAAGGAGAUUGAGGAUAUGAAGCAGAGUCUGAAGAUAAAGCAAAUUCAAGAAGAGGACCAUCGGAAGCGGGUCAGUAACACCCGACGGGCCGUUGACGACCUGAAGGCUGAACUGGGCAAAGUGUCGGAUCAGCCCGACAUCACUCCCAGGAUCAAUGAAGUAAAUCAGGAGCUGAGGCGCAUUCAGAUAGAGCGCGGCAGGAUCGAAGGGGAGAAGGCCGAUCUUAGCCGGGAGAAGAACAACCUGUUUUCUGAGUACAAAAUGUUGGAGAAGAGGCUUAGUGAUAUGAACAACAUGAUGAAUGUAAAAGAAGAGAAACUACGGAACUCCCACAGAGACACUUUUGCAGCUCUGCAGUGGUUGAGGGAGAACAAGCAGAUGUUCAGAGGAAACGUACACGGGCCAAUGAUGCUUGAGAUCAACAUGAAGGACCCCAAUUAUGCCAAGUAUGUAGAAUGUCACAUUGCUUUUCGAGACCUCCGUGCCUUUGUCUUUCAAAGAAAAGACGACAUGGAGAAGUUUAUGACUGAGGUUCGUGAUAGAAUGAAUUUGAGGGUGAACUCAAUCAGUGCCCCUGCAGAGUCUCGUUCUCAGCAAAAGCCAUCCAGGAAUAUUGAAUCACUGAAGCGGUUUGGAUUUUUCUCCUACCUCCGUGAACUGUUUGAUGCUCCAGAGGAAGUUAUGAGUUACCUGUGUGAACAAUACAGAGUGCAUGAUGUCCCAGUGGGAAACGAAGAGACAAAAGCAAUGAUAAAAACAGUAAUCGAGGAGCCAUACAUCAAAGUGCUGUAUACCAAAGAUGAAAGGUAUCAGAUCAAGAAGUCUCUUUAUUCAAACAAAAUUAGCACAACCAACUCAGCCCUGCAUCCGUCUCAGUAUCUGAACAUCACAGUGGACGCUGAGGAGAAACGACAGCUGGAGGAACAAUUGAGGACUCUUCAGUCCAGGAUGAAAGAUAUUGAUGAGCAACAGAAAGCCCUGCAGAAAGAAGCUGCAGCGUUGGAUCGCCAUGACAAUGAGCUUUUGGCCAAGAAGAAGGAGCUGUCUGAACUAAAAGGAAAAAAGAGGCAACUGGAGCAGAAAAUCAGCACAAAAUUGGAUAGUUUAAGGCAGAUGGAGCACAGUGCUAUUGACCUGAAGAAGAUUGAAGAAGAGACUAAAGAGAAGAUUGCUGCCACCAAUGUCCAAAAAGUGUCAAUUGUUGCAUCUUUAGUGGCCCACAUGAAGCAAAGAGCAACACUGUCGAUGGAGAACGUAUACCUGAUUUUGGAGACAGUGGGGCUGACGGCAGAGAAGGCGAAGCUGGAGACUGAGUACAGAGAAGGAGCCUCCGAGUUCAGAGUGGUUGAGCAAAGAUGCAAUCGCUUGGACCAGAAGAAGAUUCAGCUGAUGGAGCAGUGCAAAGGAAUGAUGAAGAGAGCAAUGCAAAUCUGUCGCAUGAUGCCAGAUCAGUCUCUGCCUGACAACCUGCGCAAUGCUUUCAGUAAGUUGCCGGACACGUUGGAUGAGAUUGAUGCCAUGCUGAAUGAAGAGAGAAGUAGAGCAGAGUGUUUCACUGGACUCAGUGAAAAUGUUGUAGAUGAGUACAACCAAAGAGAGGAUGAGAUCAAAUGUUUGGAGAAGGACCUUGAAGAAAAAACUCUGGAAUUGGCAAAAUACAGACAGAAGAUCUUUGAUGCUAAAGCGGGCUGGUUGAACCCUCUCAAGCAGCUGGUGGGACAAAUUAAUGAUAAGUUUAGCAACUUCUUCCGUUCCAUGCAAUGUGCAGGAGAGGUUGAUCUGCACUCAGAGAAUGAGGAGGAGUAUGACAAGUACGGGAUCAGGAUACGGGUGAAGUUCCACAGCAGUACACAGCUCCAUGAGCUGACUGCACACCACCAGAGCGGAGGAGAGCGCAGCGUCUCCACCAUGCUCUAUCUUAUGGCUCUACAGGAGCUCAACCAAUGCCCUUUCAGAGUGGUCGAUGAAAUUAACCAGGGAAUGGAUCCAGUAAAUGAGAGAAGAGUGUUUGACAUUGUGGUGCGAACUGCAUGUAAAGGGAUAACCUCCCAGUACUUCUUCAUCACUCCCAAACUGCUCCAGAACCUGCGUUAUGCUGCUGAGAUGUCCAUCCUGUUUGUCCACAAUGGGUCCAGCAUGCUUCCUCCAAAUAAGUGGAAUGACAAAGCAUUCAUCAAACGAUGCCUUGCAAAAAAAGCUAGAGUUUUGUUAAAAAAGUAA
Messenger RNA from Knipowitschia caucasica, 3234 nucleotides. The record is from the annotation of a GenBank genome assembly. NCBI's taxonomy places the organism in Eukaryota, Metazoa, Chordata, Actinopteri, Gobiiformes, Gobiidae.